Apiotrichum porosum is the source of this 1827-nucleotide messenger RNA. RefSeq lists its product as uncharacterized. The transcript has 3 exons. The coding region runs from base 1 to 1827 and encodes 608 amino acids. The record is from RefSeq and is a predicted model, not a curated record. NCBI's taxonomy places the organism in Eukaryota, Fungi, Basidiomycota, Tremellomycetes, Trichosporonales, Trichosporonaceae.
AUGGACAACUUUGACGCUCGCUUCAAGGUCCAUGAACUCCUGGAUCUCGUUCAGCUACCACGGACCCUUCGCCUACAAAGCAGUGGCAACAGCUCGGCGCCUUACCUCCCUAGCGACGCGCAGCUGGGAGGGUUCGUCGACCGCCGACAGGUCUUUGUGCAUCAAGCCGGAGGCGUCACCGCGAUAGCCAAUCGUGUCCUUAACGAAUGCUCUGAGGCUAUCGCUCGCGUGGCGCCUCUCUGUACGGCGGCGUUCAAGGUGCUUGCGCAAAACACCCAGCUGAACGCUCAACACAGCCAGUCGGGAGAGACAGGGAUCACUGUCUUCCUCCUUGCAUCCCUGCUGACGCCUCUCAAUAAAAUCAUGGUACACCUCCUGCAUGACACUGGACAUGCGUUGUACUGGCAAGUCAGGCGGAGCCUCACCGGCAAGCCCGACCUCCACCUUGUUUGGGAACCAAACACGUCGCGCUGUGUCACGUUGGUCGUCAUUGAGGUCAUGACUGAGGCGGCCUUUACGGACCGCGAUAUCACUCGGCUGGUGUUAUUACUGGCUGCACAUCAAAUCAGUGUGGCCCAUGAUGGUGGUGCAGUCCACGCCAAUCAACCUGAUGUGGCGCGUAGCCACCGCUCGGUCGAGUUCGGUGUCCUUGACCAGAUGCGUGUUGAGACUGUAAUGAGCAGCGCACCUUACGCCUUUAUCUCCAACUACAACAUGCUUCUUGGCUGCCGUCGCGACCACACCUCAAGUAUGGAUGUCUUUUUCUUUGAUAACCCUGUCAGCAUCCACUCGCCCGGCACGUCGUUCGAGCUUGCCCAGUCUCCCGCUGGUCUUCUUUUGGGAGUUGGCCUCGACGCGGUGAUGGAGAACGCGCCAGAUUUGAAGCGCCUAUUGAAGACGGUACCUCCUACUCCCACGGCGGGACCAUCCCAGACACCCUUUGCCACAUCAUCCCACGCUCCGCCGCCUCUGCAGCCCGCAAGAUCGUCAUCAGCAGCGCCUGCGACUGGGCCGGGCGGCAGCUCAUUCCAACCUCCGUCUCCAGACUCGAGGGACUCUGGCCUCAAGACAAGCGACUACUGCCAUGCCACCACCAUGCCUUCAAUCACGUCGCCCAUUACGCCGACGGAUGGCACCUACGACCUCAUCGCCGAGGUUAGGAUUGACGCGCAGCCCGUGUCGCUCUACCAGGCCAACCCACCCUCAUGCACACUCCCGUCUCCUCCGUCGUCUAACUCAGUCAUCAUCCGCAAAAUCAUUGGAUCGGGCUUGUUCCGUGCCGCCUUCGCGGCGAGCGUACUGGGCAUGGAAGGUAUUGUCAAGAUUAUUUUCCUGAACGAUUUCAAGCCCAAGUAUGACCCCGAGGACCCGUACACGCCUACCGUGGCCGACGCGCGCGCGGCCAGCGCGGCCGAACUCCGGGCGCUCACUGUGCUGCACGAGCUCGGAGUCGAUCUCGCGCCGCGCCUGUACGCCCAGUGCGAAGUGGACGACAAGAUCUUCUCCAUUCUCGAUGAUGCCGGCCAGCGUCUGCAGCCCUCGCUUGGCUCUGAUGAGCUCAUUUCGAGCCGCAUACGCAACAUGUACCACGCCCUGCACGCUGCGGGCGUGCUGCACGGCGACGUCGAGUGGCGCCACGUACGGGAGAAGGAUGGAAAGAUGCGCCUCAUCGAUUUCGACCGCGCGACGAUCCUCCAAGACUUACCUGAUACCCAGAAGCAAUACUGGGACGUCAUUACGGCCACGGAGAUGGACAACGUCGAACGCAUGCUCUGCAGCAUGAGGCCCGUUGACCCUACGACCUGGGACUGGGAUGAGGAGUCUUAG